Messenger RNA from Lathyrus sativus (Indian pea), 1014 nucleotides. Lineage: Eukaryota; Viridiplantae; Streptophyta; Magnoliopsida; Fabales; Fabaceae. The record is from the annotation of a GenBank genome assembly.
AUGUUCCACACCGAUAUUAUAAGCUCCACGACUGAGAACCUUUCCUCUCUUAUUUCAAACUGUGUUACGGCGAAAAGCUUGAAGCAUGCCAAAGCCUUGCACUCUCAUCUCAUCAAAACCGCCCUUUUCUUUGACGUUUUUCUCGCCAAUGGACUCAUCGAUUUGUAUUCCAAAUGUGGCUGCUUAGAGAGUACCCACAAAGCCUUUGAUGAUCUUCCCAACAAGACAACACGUUCGUGGAACACACUGCUCUCUCUUUACUGCAAAAGAGGAGUUUUCAACGAAGCUCAUAAACUGUUUGAUAAAAUGCCGCAGAAAAACCUCGUCAGCUAUAACUCAUUUAUAUCCGGUUUAACACGUCAUGGGUCUUACGAAGAAGCGGUUAAACUCUUUAGGGUGAUGCAAAAGGGUUGUGGAGGUUUCAUGUUAGAUGAGUUCACGCUUGGUAGCAUAGUGGGUUGCUAUUCUUGUUUGGGUAAUGUUAAAUGGUUGCGACAGGUUCAUGGGAUGGCAGUUAUACUUGGAUUUCACUCCAAUGUGAUUCUCAAUAAUGCUUUGAUUGAUGGUUAUGGGAAAUGUGGGGAACCCGAUGCUUCGUUUCAUUUGUUUAGUUCGAUGUUUGAGAAAGAUGUUGUGUCUUGGACAUCGAUGGUUGUUGCAUACACUCGAGCAUCCAUAAUAGACGAUGCGUAUAAGGUGUUUGAUGAAAUGCCAAUUAAGAACACGGUUUCUUGGACUGCGUUGAUCACGGGUUUUGCAAAAAAUGGACGUUGUUAUGAAGCUUUGGAAGCUUUUCGCGGAAUGAUUGAAGAAGGGGUAAUGCCUAGUGCAGAAACUUUUGUAAGUAUUUUAGAUGCUUGUGCAAGCAAAGCUCUUAUAGGAAAAGGUAAACAGGUUCAUUGUCAAAUUAUUAGAGGUAGAAAUAGUGGAAACUUGUUUAAUGUGUAUGUAUGUAAUGCUUUGAUUGACAUGUAUGCAAAGUAUAAUUCCAUAGGAGUUCCAAACACAGUAUAG